Molecule: messenger RNA, 977 nt
Organism: Prosopis cineraria
Lineage: Eukaryota; Viridiplantae; Streptophyta; Magnoliopsida; Fabales; Fabaceae
Product: expansin-like B1
Exons: 4
Coding region: 88-831 (247 amino acids)
Cellular component (GO): extracellular region
Source: RefSeq, a predicted model, not a curated record
GUCUUUGCAUCCCAAACCGGUGAAAACCAAGACUUCACAUCUUAUUAUAAAGUACGCAGUUGCUCUUGUUUGAAUUGGCAUUUAGCAAUGGAACUUCACUCUAAAUACCAAGUUCCUCUUGUUUUGCUGCUGCUCUUACCUGCACUAUGCCUGUCCCAAGGCUACACGUCCUCCAGAGCCACCUAUUAUAGUACCUCUGAUGGCUAUGGAACUCCAACCGGAGCUUGUGGAUAUGGCGAUUACGGCAGAACUGUAAACUAUGGGAUGGUUGCUGGCGUGUCUGGGCUAUGGAGAGGAGGCGCCGGCUGCGGUGCUUGCUACGAAGUAAGGUGCAAGGAUUCAAAAUUAUGCAACCAGAACGGGCCUACGAUAGUGGCGACAGACUUCGGUGCAGGAGACAGAACAGACUUUAUAAUGAGUCUGAAUGGUUUCUUGAAGCUGGGACGGGACUCGAGUGCAUCGCAAGAGCUCAAGAAAUAUGGCGUCGUUGACGUCGAAUACAAAAGAGUACCCUGCACGCAUGAUGGCUCCAACGUGCUGAUCAAAAUCCACGAGUCCAGCAAAUACCCAGACUACCUCGCUAUCAUCAUUCUCUACGUGCCUGGAAUGAAGGACGUCGUCGGCGUUGAGAUAUAUGACGAUUAUAGCAAAGAAUGGAGGGCCAUGAGAAGAGCGUUCGGAGCAGUGUUUGACAUAGUCAAUGCGCCACGUGGACCAUUCAAGCUGAGGCUGCAAUUCAGUGGGAGCAAAGACUGGGUAGAGUCAUCCAAGAGUGUGAUUCCCGGUGACUGGAAGAUCGGAGCGUCUUAUGACUCUGGAAUUCAUGCCUAAAUUGAAUCCCAGCUGCUUCAACGAGGGACUCCAGUAGUUGUACUUAACCUAUCUAUGUGGCUGACGGUGUGUUGUGUGUGGCUUCUAAGAAAAUAAAUAAUUUAUGUCUACGUGACGAAUGAAGAAUUAAUAAACAUUAUGCUGAU